GGAUAGAAUGUUUUAUGAGAGACACAUUAUCCUUAAAUUCUUUAUUUUAAUUUCAAUUAAAUGUGUUGAAAGUGCGCUAUUGUAUCCACAGUACACCGUAAUUCAGUUGGUCGGUUCCAUAUCUGUGCCAAUAGCGGACCUGCCGCCAAAUCGUAAAGUUUAUUUUGAUUGGGGUUUACAAAUGAACUAUGACAUGCCAUUUAAUGUAUCAUCAUUUUAUACGGUUCCUAUAUGGCCAACUAGAGGGUCAAGAAAUAUAAUAUUUAAUUCUCGUGCAGUGAAUAAACAUGAUUUUACAGCUAAAAAUCUUUAUGAUGGUCUGGAAAACUUGCUUGAGGAAUAUGGUUAUGAUAGAUCCUGCUUGAAACGAUCAAUUUGUGAGUUGUCAAAAUAUCCGUUCGAUGAAUCCUUUGCCAAUGUUGUCACUGACAUGGUAAAAUUCUUUUUAACGCCUUCUAUACAUCAAGGUUUUUCAGCAGAUGAAAAAUAUGAGGAAACUCUUUAUAGUUUGGCGGAAAAUGAAGGAUUUAUGGGGAAAAAUUGUCAGCAAAUAUACCCGGAGUGCAUUGAAAGUCCAUUUAAUCUAUUAACAAUAACUUAUUUUAAAAAUAUUUAA
Messenger RNA from Lucilia sericata (common green bottle fly), 616 nucleotides. RefSeq lists its product as uncharacterized. NCBI's taxonomy places the organism in Eukaryota, Metazoa, Arthropoda, Insecta, Diptera, Calliphoridae. Bases 8 to 616 code for a protein of 202 amino acids. The transcript has 4 exons. The record is from RefSeq and is a predicted model, not a curated record.